Molecule: messenger RNA, 4781 nt
Organism: Motacilla alba alba
Lineage: Eukaryota; Metazoa; Chordata; Aves; Passeriformes; Motacillidae
Gene: LHFPL7
Product: transmembrane protein 211
Exons: 3
Coding region: 1183-1836 (217 amino acids)
Cellular component (GO): membrane
Source: RefSeq, a predicted model, not a curated record
CGCAGGAGGAGCAGCGUCGGCGGCAUUUCUAAAAGCAGGACACAGCCCCAGCCCCACGGAGCCCCAAGGCUGCAUGCGGACACAAGCGGGGGCUUUGCCCGUGCCUUCAGCUGCCGGAGCGGCUUUGCCAUCGCUGCCGCAGCACUCCGGGCGCGCACCAGGAGAGGGUGCCAAGCCCCCGGCUUGAGCUGCCGGGAUCCGCACGGGCUUCCCAGGACUCGGAGCCCUCUCCAAGCGCUGCCCUCUAAACAUCAACCAACGCGUCCCGGGUCUAAAGGAAAACCUCGGGUUUUAACCAAAAGCUGCCCAAAUGUCUUUACCUGUUUCAGCGCUAUCGGCAGCAAGUGCCCGAAACCCGCCCGAGGACAUUAGCGCAGGAUAAAGACAUUUUUUGCUACAUUUAAAAAAGAAUCUGGUUCUUUAUGCGGCUGAUGGACGUGGGACCGCUCGGGGGAACAGCUGAGCUCCUGGAGACCGAGAAAACCCGUCAGAUCUGCGAGGCACAAACAUAACACAUCAAUCCGUGCUGCACAGGCACCGUGAGGUUUAGCAGGAAUAAAACCUGAUCCAUGAAGUUUUUGGAAUGACUGUUAUAAAAAUCCAUCUGCACUGGGAGGCGCAGCUUUUACACCUCAAGUAAGCGCAGGCUCCCGGGCAGCCGCUGUGCCUCCAGCACCUUGGAGAAACCUGCGGGAUCGGAGGACAGCACAGCCCGAGCCGGCAGACCCCGAGUCCGAGCCCUCCCUGCCACGGAGGGUUUAAAUCCCCCGCGCGGUGCCACCGCGGAAUUCCCGCAUCCGCGUUCCCCACGCGUGUCCCCGUCCGGGAGAGCUGCAAGAGCGGAGCCGCAGCAUCUGCGGGCCCGGAGGGAGGGUUAAAAACACCGCCGGUAAUUAACCGCAGCAACACCCCGACCCUUUCGGGGCCGCUGCGCAGCCUGCGGCGGGCGGGGAAUCGGCGUGCACCCCCCGAAAGCGUGCGCGCAGGUGACCCCGCUCCCCCCGCCCCGCAUCCCCCCGCCCUCCGCGGGUGUCGCAACCGCGCCCGUCCUCAGCCGCGCCCCGCGGGGGGGGCGGCGCAGGCAGCGCGCAGGGAACGCGCAGGGAGCGCGCAGGGAGCGCGCAGGGCGCGGGCAGCGCUGCCGGCCCCGCGCCCGGCCCCGCCGGCCGCCCCGCGCCGCCGAUGCUGUCGGUGCCGGUGCCGGUGGCGGGCGCGGGGGCGGCGCGGGGCGCGGGCUCCCUGCCCCGCCGGCGCACCAUGUGCAGCGGCGUCGGCUGCUUCUGGGCGCUGCUCUCCGCCGGCCUCCUGGCCGCCUGCGCCGCCGCCUUCCUCUCGCCGGCCUGGCUGCUGCCGCCCGGCCGCGCCGCCGCCGGCUUCGGCUUGCUCUGGCGCUGCGCCGGGCCGCCCCGCGGCUGCCACGGCUCCGCCGGCCCCGGCGGCUUCGGAGACAUCCCCUCCGGUUCCUGGCAGACGAGCGCUGUGCUGUGUGCGGGCGGCUGUGCCCUGCUGGCCCUCAGCUCCCUGCUGGCCAUCGUCGCUGUGGUGCUGCCCGGCGGAGCCUGCGAGCGCCGAGUCUGCACCCUGGCUGGCUACAUGCAGACAGCAGCAGUGUUCAUAAUGGCUUCUGGGCUUUUGGUUUACCCUUUUGGUUUCAACUCUGCUACUGUGAAGAGAUUCUGUGAGAACUCAGACAUCUACUAUGCAGGAGACUGCCAGAUUGGAUGGGGGUACAUGCUGGCAAUUGUUGGGGUCAUGUUGUCUGUCUUUUUACCAUUCUUUGCAAAAUAUGCACCAAAAGAGCACAUAUCUCCAACUCCAAUACCUACUAUUUUAUAGUAUUUUAUUACUGUUUAAGAACAGAACAUUCCUGUCUACACUAAUGGGCAGAAAUUAUGAAAGCACUUCCAGCUGGCUGUGUUGCUAAAGAGAGGAGAGGAGAUGGGGAAGAGAAGGUCAGAUUGACAAAGACCAAAAGUGCAUUGAAAGUCUUCCGUAAGCACGAGCAGCGAACGCUCUGGAAUUGAAAUAGGAUUAAUCAGCAGCCUUUACACUGCUCUAAACAGAUCAUGGCAUUCUGCCUUAGACAAAAAAAGAAUCAGUUUAUCCUCAAAACAUCUGUCUACCUCCCAGUUUCUUUUGCGUCUCAAAAUUGUGAGUUUUAAAAGCUUCAAUUCACUUUUGAUAUAUUGUGAAAUGUCAGAACUUUUAUGAACCCAGUAACUUUAAAAUCAAUAACGAUAUUUUGUUACAAUUAUUUUGAUUAGUGAAAAAGCACCUACUAGUAGCCACAGCCUAAAAUUAAGAUUGCUAGCUAAAAAGAAUUGUAUACAAGAAAAGUUUCUUUUUAAUCUAUAUAUAUUAGCAGCAUCUGCAUAUUGUAAGUUCUGGGCACAGCUUUUACUUCUGCUCUAAUUGCCAAGAUUUAGAGAUAUCUUCAUGAAGUCUGGGGUAAAAUUGAAAUUGCUUUUUUUUUUUUCUGAGAGCUCCAACUACUUCCAAAGGCUUCAUGAUGAUUUAAUACUUUAACAGGAAAAAAAAUUCCUAAGAAUUUGUUCUCAGUAUUUCCUAAAUUAUUAUUCUAAGUGAACUUUAAUAAAAUGUUUUGAACUAUGACAGCUGUAGAUUUUGGGUUUUGCUGUUUAAGGCUGAAAAGAAAAAAAAAAAUCUCUGUUUACAAAUGUCUGUGCCCAAUGGUCCUUAUCAGUAGUGAUAAUACAAGCCAGAAUGAACUGAUCCCAGUAUUUCCACUGCAAUUCAGAGUCCAGACUGUGGAACAAAAAAGUGAAGUGAAAAGCUAUUGACCAGCAAAAAUCUGAUGCUGUGUCAGAAGUACAAAUGGCCAUAUUUCAUUAGUCUGUAUGGAAUUUUGUGAGGUCUGAUUUCCACAAUGGCGCUGCAUUCAUUAUUAUCAAGCAUUGAAAUAAGUGCACUUGAUUGCCUUAAGCAAAAGAAGCAUUGGGUUCUAAUCUCACCCCACUGUUGUGUUUUUUCAUUUAAAAUAAAAAUUUAAUUCUAAUUCUAUUCUCAUCUUUUAUUUUCUAUUAUUUAUUAAAAAGAAAAAUCACAUAGAUUAUAUUUAAUUCAGAGGUGUACUUCUUAGUUUUGUAUUUUGGCACAAACCAGGUGAUCAAAUUUAUUAUUCUUCACUUAGCUGAGUCCAACUGAUUCCUGAAUUUUUAUUUUUUUUAAUGGAAGGUGUACAUGAAGGGACAGACAGAGACAUGUUGAGGAUGUAUAAGAAAAUGCAAACAGAACAAUCACUGUGUUAUUUUAAUAUACAUCAAAGACUUCUGCAGUCUUGUUUACAUUCCUCACCCUUCUAAACUUCAAUGGAACAUUGCAUUGUUUUCCAAAAGAAUUGUCCUGUUGUUACAUUUCCACGCACUCUAAAAGCAGUUUCUGCACAUAAACUUAGUAAGUUCUUUGAAAAUGCAGAUUGCAAUGCAGAAUUAAGUACACUGAGAAAGAGGGCAUGAGUGUUCUGCCCUUUUGCUCACAGGGACUGAGAAAUUAAAUCUUCCACAUAUUUAACAAAACAGGCUGAAGGAAUGCCCUAAAGUAAGAAGAAUAAAUUUCAGUCACUUCUGUAUAUUAAUGUGCUUUUCAGUGAUGUCUUACACUCUUUUUAAUGAAUGGCUGAGAUUGAGAAUUUUCAUGUAAGAGUCAGAAAAGUGAGGAAUAACAAACAACAUGCAAAAAGAAAAUAAUCACCACAAAGCAGAGAGACAGAGAUGCAGGCUUUUCUUUCCUAACCAACCUGUGCCUUUACACUAGAACCAUUAUACAAGACAGGAUCAAUAUGGUCAAGAAAAAAAAUCACCCAACAACUGAAAAAUGUUGAGUAGUGUGUAUAAACUGUAAUGAGUAGGGUUUUUUCUGUUUUGUGUAAUGUUUACGACUGUUCACUUAAUGUUUCACUAGAAAAAGUGAUUUGUUAGUGUCAAAUAGAAACUUCUUUUGCAAAGAUCUAAACACUUCCUGAAAAGAAAAAUUAAUCUAGAUUUUUAUUAACAGCCAUAACGAACCUAGUAGACAAAGGACCUAUUCCUGUCAUUACUUAUUAACAUAAGUUUCACAUGUGCAAAACUGGAAGCAUCAAUCACUUAACUGGAAGCAGUUUGAAAUUACUGUUACAGCAGAGUCUCACAGGUCACAACACUGCUGUACCAAAUCCUUUUCUUCCUAAAGCUCAACUUCUCUUGUGCAAAUCAUCAGCAUCUACAUCCUGCAAAAUUCUGCACCUUUUAUGAGUCAAGCUAACGCUUCCAUUAGGAGCUUCCUUAAACAUUUUGUAACAUUUUUAUAAUAUUUAAAUAAUUCAAACACACGUACAUGCCCUCUGCAACUGGAUUGGCAAAACCUUCCUUGAAGCAUCCAUGCUCUGAGCCCGCCUCACCCUGAAGUGUGGUGGGAAUUCCAGUGAUCCUUGCAGUAGUUGAUAAAGCACAUCCUUCAGGUCUCACCUGUUGCUGACAAUGCCUGUGCUCACACUGACAGAUCACUUUUGAAAAUAGAGACUGUCUGCGCGUUAAACUGUGUAAAAGCGUUUUCCUGUUACAAUUUGCUGGACCAGGUUCAAGUUUUAUUCUAAAUAUAUAAUUUUUUAAGUGUAACUAAAAGCUGUAUUUUCCAUUAAUGUGUUUCUGCGUUGACUAGCUGGCUCCUUUUUAGAAUAUUAACUGUUUUCUGUAUUUGACUUGUUGGAUACAAUAUUUCAAUUAUUUUAAAUGUGAAAUUUCCAAUUGCCAACACUGUAUAAUAAAAUAAUAAAAAAAUCCCCA